Messenger RNA from Cornus florida, 1188 nucleotides. Its product is annotated as endochitinase-like. The record is from RefSeq and is a predicted model, not a curated record. Bases 192 to 992 code for a protein of 266 amino acids. Gene Ontology annotation, molecular function: chitinase activity. NCBI's taxonomy places the organism in Eukaryota, Viridiplantae, Streptophyta, Magnoliopsida, Cornales, Cornaceae. Gene Ontology annotation, biological process: chitin catabolic process; defense response to fungus; carbohydrate metabolic process. The transcript has 3 exons.
UCUCUCUCCUCUUUUUUCUUAUGAUUCAAGCAAAUCACACGACUUGUAAAAGCCACCAUGCAUGAUGACCACAUCCUAGUUGAUUUUUUCUCAGAAUUAUCACCAGAGCAAUCUUCAUUCACUCCCCAUAAAUACCCAUCUCUCUUCCACCAUAACCUCACAAACUUUGAGUGAAAAGAAAAGUAAAGAAAAUGAGGUCUCUUGGAGUACUAGUUUUGUUCUCUCUUUUCUUCAUGGUAAUGUCCUUGGCACAAGGACAGAAUGUUGGAUCUCUUGUUAGCAAAGCGCUGUUUGAUCAGAUGUUGAAGCACCGCAACGACGCCAACUGCCCCGGCAAGGGUUUCUACACCUACGAGGCUUUCAUAGCUGCUGCCAAUUCCUUUGGAGGUUUCGGGACAACCGGAGACACCCCUACUCGUAAAAGAGAGAUUGCAGCCUUCUUGGCUCAAACUUCACAUGAAACUACAGGUGGGUGGGCAAGUGCACCAGAUGGUCCUUAUGCAUGGGGAUACUGCUUUGUUCGGGAACAAGGCAAUCCACCUGAUUACUGCGUUGCAAAUAAUCAAUGGCCGUGCGCUCCUGGUAAAAAAUACUUUGGUCGUGGCCCCAUCCAAAUUUCAUACAACUACAACUAUGGUCCAGCAGGAAAAGCCAUAGGGUCUGAUCUGUUAAACAAUCCAGACUUAGUUGCAACCAACCCAACCAUAUCAUUCAAGACUGCACUCUGGUUCUGGAUGACACCACAGUCACCAAAGCCGUCGUGCCACAAUGUCAUCACCGGAAAAUGGACGCCUUCUGCUGCAGACAAUGCAGCGGGUAGGGUACCGGGCUAUGGAGUCAUCACCAACAUCAUAAAUGGUGGAAUCGAAUGCGGAAAAGGCGCGAAUGCUCAGGUGCAGGACCGUAUUGGAUUUUACAAGAGGUACUGCGACAUAUUGGGAGUGGGAUAUGGCAACAACCUGGACUGCUACAACCAGAGGCCUUUUGCUUAGGCAUUUGAUCAUUAACAGUUCCAGUUAACUGGUCACUUUUUAUAAUAAAAUAAAUCAAAGUUGAUUACUGAAUGUAUGCAGUAUGCUGUAGCUUCAAGAAUAAUCAAUCAACUUUUUUGUAUCCAGAUGAUAGGGUGCUAAUAUAUAUAUAUAUAUAUAUAUAUUUUAAUCAAUGAAAUUUUUAGUUUCUCUUUUU